AUGAAAGUGUCUCAGCAAAGAAUUUCAGAUAACUCUCUCUCUCUCUCUCUCUCUCUCUCUCUCUCUCUCUCUCUUUCUCAUAUUCUUUCUCUUUCACUUUCUCUCUCUCUCUCUCUUACUUUCUUUCUUUCUCACACUCUCUGUCUCUCUCUCUCUCUUUCUUUCUAUUUCUCUUUAAGCGCCAUGUCCCAUCAGAUUGCAAGUGAUUAUGUCUUUCUACGUUUAGGCAAGAUUUUCAACAGCUCAAAGAUGAUUUUCGCCCUAUGUCUGAUGUUGUGCGCCGUGGGAUCUAUUCACACGAGUACCAUUCCCUUGGAGGGUGUUCAGAAAUACGUCCUGGACUACCACAAUGACCUGAGGAGAGGGGAACAUGCCGCCAAUAUGAUGAAAAUGUCCUGGAGUGACCAGCUAGCCAGUGAAGCAGGAGCCUGGAUCAAAUCUUGCAACUUCGAACAUCAGAUGAAAGGUCGUGGCGAGAACUUGGCAUUUGACAGCAACCCCGGUGAACUGCAGACCAUCCUCAAAGGCUCAAUGGACUCUUGGUUUUCCGAAAAGAAAGAUUUCAAUCGAAAUGCUAACAGCUGCUAUAUGUCUUGCCAUUACACGCAGCUUGUUUGGGCAAACACAACCGAAGUUGGAUGCGCUGCCGAAAGAUGUCCUUCCUUGUCUGCAUUUGGAAUGAAUGUCAAAAACGCCCUGUAUUUUGCUUGCUUCUAUAACCCAAUGGGUAACAUCGGAACCAACAUUUAUACUCCCGGUCCAGCUUGUUCUAAAUGCCCGAGUGGUGCUACCUGCGAUAAUGACCUUUGCGUUGGUGGUAAGAGAUUUUCCUUAAUUAUAUCAAUUCAUUCAAACGGCAAAAUCGGUGACUUUAAAAAAAAUUCCUAA
This is a messenger RNA of Acanthosepion pharaonis, 888 nucleotides long. NCBI's taxonomy places the organism in Eukaryota, Metazoa, Mollusca, Cephalopoda, Sepiida, Sepiidae. The record is from the annotation of a GenBank genome assembly.